AUGUACCAAGACUUGCCAUCACUGGUGGAAACCAUGAUGCUCUCUGCAGGAUGGCAUCACGAGAGGAGAUCAACGGUCGUGAGAAAGAGGAGCAACCAAGAAAAGGAAUAUCGCUCCGACUAUCAACAAGCUGCAUGCGAUUUGAUCCGAAACAUCGACAUUUGCUUCAAAGUCCAUCCACACACCCUGGUGAAUGGUACAACUGUGGCUUUCAAGCAACAGGCGCCAUGGAUCGAGCCUCAGCAUCUCCUGCGCAAGUUCUCUGAGCCAACACAUUGUGCAGGGUGGUUUGCUUUUUGCUCACUUGACCGCCCGUGGGAAACCGAGUCGUGUUUCACAGCAUCGAGAUCUCAGAUCAUAUGGUGA
Pochonia chlamydosporia 170 is the source of this 366-nucleotide messenger RNA. RefSeq lists its product as hypothetical. Lineage: Eukaryota; Fungi; Ascomycota; Sordariomycetes; Hypocreales; Clavicipitaceae. The transcript has a single exon. The record is from RefSeq and is a predicted model, not a curated record. Bases 1 to 366 code for a protein of 121 amino acids.